AUGUCGGCGGAGCGCUGGACUUCGUUGCCGGGUCCCAGGAUCACGCCGGAGGUGCUGCGCGAGACGCUGCGCUACUACAACCUGACCCGGCAGGAGUUCAUCAGCACGUAUAAGAUCCCGCCACUGGUGUACGUGGCGGAGCUGCCGCGCGGCGCCAAGACGGCGUUCGUGCUCAUCUACGCGCUGAUCUUUGGGCUGGCGCUGAGCGGCAACAGUCUGUUGCUGUGGGUGGUGCUGAAGAAGCGCGCCGCGCGCACCGCCACCGACGUCUUUGUCUGUUCGCUGGCCAUCAGCGACCUGCUCAUCACAUUCUUCUGCGUGCCCUUCACGCUGCUGCAGAACAUCACCUCGCAGUGGGUCGGAGGCGCGCUGGUCUGCAAGGCGGUUCCCUUUGUGCAGACCACAGCGGUGGUGACGGGCAUUCUCACCAUGACCUGCAUCGCCAUCGAGAGAUACCUGGGCAUCGUUUUCCCGCUUCGGAUGCGGCAACAGUCUGCGUCCGAGAGAGCGUACAAGAUGCUGGGGCUGGUGUGGACGGCCUCGCUGGUUGUGGGCUCGCCCAUGCUCUUCGUGCAGCAGCUCAAAGUGAAGUAUGACUUUGUGUACGAGCGCCGCCACGUGUGCUGCCAGGAGAUCUGGCAGUCCCGCAGUGAGCGGCAGGCCUACACCACCUUCAUCAUGGUGGCUCUGUUCCUGUUCCCCCUGGCCGCCAUGCUAUUCCUCUACACCCGCAUCGCCUUUGAGCUGUGGAUACGCAAGAGGGUGGGCGACUCGUCGGUCCUCAACGCCAUGAAUGACCGAGAGCGCCUCAAAAUGGACAGGAAAAAGAAGAGAGCCGUCAAGAUGAUGAUCAUUAUCGUUUUGCUGUUCACCGUUUGCUGGGCACCUUUCCACACGGUCCACAUGCUCUUCGAAUACCACGACUUGGAGAACAAGUUGGACGACGUGACGCUCAACAUGACCGUCGCUGUGGUGCAGGCCAUCGGCUUCUUCAACAGCUUCAACAACCCCAUCGUCUACGCUUUCAUGAACGAGAACUUCAAGAAGAGCUGCGUCUCGGCGCUCUCGCGGUGCACGCGACGGCCCGGCCGGCGGGCGGACGUCCAGGAGCCGCCCGUGCACUUCCUCAAGCCGCAAAGAAGAGAGGCCUUCCAGGAGUUGCACUCGGACGACGGCACAAAGCGGCGCCUGGCCGACAAAGGCCCGUCCGCUUCAUUGCGCGGCAAGAGCUCCCUGGGCCUAGCCGGAGAAAAGCUCUCCACCGUUCAGACGGGGCUGGCCGCAACCUCCGACUCUCCGGGGAAAUGAGUUCAUUCUUUCGUUUACUGUUUCCUAAGGUUUUGCAUUGUAUUGUUGCUAUUGAGAGCUUUUUAAAAAGCACUUUGCUUCAAAAGGUGCAAUAUAGGCAACAACCUAUAACCUGCUGGUAUUUGAAAAAUGAAUAAUGCUAAUGAAUAAAAU
Messenger RNA from Syngnathus typhle (broad-nosed pipefish), 1461 nucleotides. It is a transcript of the gene qrfprb, whose product is annotated as pyroglutamylated RFamide peptide receptor b. Gene Ontology annotation, molecular function: peptide binding; neuropeptide Y receptor activity. Gene Ontology annotation, cellular component: membrane. Gene Ontology annotation, biological process: G protein-coupled receptor signaling pathway. Bases 1 to 1308 code for a protein of 435 amino acids. The transcript has 6 exons. Lineage: Eukaryota; Metazoa; Chordata; Actinopteri; Syngnathiformes; Syngnathidae. The record is from RefSeq and is a predicted model, not a curated record.